Messenger RNA from Ipomoea nil (Japanese morning glory), 1452 nucleotides. RefSeq lists its product as uncharacterized. Gene Ontology annotation, molecular function: nucleic acid binding. Bases 1 to 1452 code for a protein of 483 amino acids. NCBI's taxonomy places the organism in Eukaryota, Viridiplantae, Streptophyta, Magnoliopsida, Solanales, Convolvulaceae. Gene Ontology annotation, biological process: DNA integration. The record is from RefSeq and is a predicted model, not a curated record. The transcript is spliced from 5 exons.
AUGGUAUCAGAGCCACCGCGACCCACCAGCUACGUCGCCGCAGUCGCCGGAACUGGAGAAUCCAGUCAGAAAACUCAUCCUUCCGCACCAGUCAAUCGAUCGCCAAUCAAUACCUCACCGCCAAACAGAAGCCUUAAUCUCACUCCGCAGAGGAGUAACAUAUCAGAAGACAUAGAAAAUCCUCUUCAUCUCAACAGCAAUGAGAGCUCCAACGCCAUCCUUGUGAUUCCUCCCCUUACCGAAAGCAACAACUACGGAACAUGGAGCAUAUCCAUGCGUGUGGCGUUGGAAGUGAAGAACAAGUGGGGGAUCGUUGAUGGCAGCAUCACUCCAUCGGAUAGAUCGAGCAAUCAGUAUGCGGGAAAUCUGACGGUUAAUGAGUAUUACACAAAAUGUCGAAUCCUUUGGGAGCAGAUGAAUGAGCUGAGGCCGAUUGCGGUAUGCAAGUGCGAUCCACGUUGUUCAUGUAAUCUUCUAGAUGAGAUCAGAAGCGAGCGUGAAGUGGAUCAGACUCCUCAGAUUGUCACCAAUGACAUUGUCGCAGCUUUCAAUCAAUUCAACAACAGGAAAAACAUGAACUCUGGCAAUGGCGGUAACAAGGCUAAGUGUACCUUCUGUGGAAUGAGUGCCCACACAAUAGAAAAGUGCUAUAAGAAGCACGGCUAUCUGCCCGGUUGGAUACCGGGAUACAAAUCAAAAGAAAGACAGCAAACCAUAGCAGCCUCCACAAGUCGUGAUGCCGGUGCUACUGAUCAUAUAGUGUGCUCUUUGGGAUUAUUUGAUGAUUAUUAUGCUGUUGAAGGAACAAGGUGUCAGCUUCAGGGGAAACUUGGGAAGAUGAUUGGAUUUGCUAAGGAACAAAAGGGCUUAUACCUUCUACUCAAGCCACCAAUAGACCAUAGUAUGUCAUGUACUCACUUUGCCAUGUCCUGUAGUGCUGAAACUUGGCACCGAGGAUUAGGGCAUUUCCCUAUCAAUAAAAUGCAUCGUUUGAAUGAUAUCUCUAUGUCCAGUACUAAGAAUUUAAUCUGUGAUACCUAUCACUUUGCCAAACACAAGAGAGCUCCAUUUCCUCUCAGCACUACUAUGUCAAAAGUGUGUUUUGAACUCAUUCAUGUAGACAUUUGGGGUCCGUUCAUGGUUCAAUCAUUAGGAGGAGAACGUUACUUCCUAACCAUUGUCGAUGAUUACUCAAGAUACACAUGGCUCCAUCUAAUGAGGCACAAAUCAGAGACUCAGAAUCUAAUCAGAAAGUUCCACAAAUAUGUCCAUACUCAGUUCGGGCUUCCGAUUAAGAUCAUACGUAGCGAUAAUGGUCCGGAAUUUAAUAUGGUGAAUUUCUUUGAUGAUAAUGGUAUUAUCCACCAGCGAACAUGCAUGUACACCCCGCAGCAAAAUGCAGUGGUAGAACGAAAGCAUCAACAUGUUCUGACAGUAGCAAAAGCCCUCUGA